AUGCGUUCUUCUUGGCUUUCGACCGCUUCGGCAGCCUUCGUGUGCGCUGCGGCGCUCGCCAACUCGGCCAAGCUCCCUGCUCCUCUUGAGCAGAUUCACUACGACCAGGCUGGCAACCUCGUCUGGAACGAAGACGCUCAAGUCUCCAGCGCCGUCCCUUCUUUGGGCCGACCUGACUUCUCCGGCCUCAAGCUCAACGAUGUCGCCGCUGCUGCUGCUCCCGCCAAGCUUGAUGUCGAGGACGUCUUGUCCGAGUCCAUGAAGCACGCCGAGAGCAUCCUCACCUGGACCGAGCACGAGAUUGAGCGAAUCGAGCACAAGAUCGAAGACGCCAUCGCUGGUACAAAGCAGGGCGCCAACGACUGGAUCAACACCGGCAAGGUCAUUGUUGACGGCCUCGAGUUCGAGCGUCUCACCCACCCUUCCUUCCCCGACUACUCGCUUCGUCUCAACACCAAGUCCGAGUCCUUCUGUGACAAGGACGUUGUUCAGCACAGUGGCUACCUCGACAUCUCCGACUCCAAGCACCUCUGGUUCAUCUUCUUCGAGUCUCGAAGCAAGCCCAAGAGCGACCCCGUCGUUCUAUGGCUCAACGGUGGUCCCGGUUGCUCUUCGUCCACCGGUCUCCUCUUCGAGCUUGGCCCUUGCCGUGUCACUGAUGAGGGUCGUGCUGUUAAGAACAACCCUCACUCGUGGAACAACAAGGCCAACCUCCUCUUCCUCGACCAGCCCGUCGAUGUCGGAUAUUCGUACUCGGACAACGACCAGGUCAACAACUCGCCUGCUGCUGCUGAAGAUGUCUACGUCUUCCUCCAACUCUUCUUCACCAAGUUCCCCGAGUACUCCAAGCUCCCCUUCACUGCUUCCGGAGAGUCGUACGCCGGUACCUACCUUCCCAACAUUGCCUCGACCAUCUACAAGAAGAACAAGAACCUCGCCCUUGCCCGUUACAGCGACCCUGAGCUUGCCCCCAAGCACAUCAACCUUGACACCGUCAUGAUUGGCAACGGUCUCAGCUCGCCCCAGCACCAGUUCCCCUCCGUCCCUGAGUACGCUUGCGGUGCCGACAACAAGUAUGCCCUCUUUAAGCCUAACAGCCCUACCUGCUCCUCCCUUAAGCAGCAGGCUGCUACCUGCAAGUCGCUCAUCGAGUCAUGCCAGAAGUAUAACUCACGUCUCACCUGCACUCCUGCCGCCCUUUACUGCUGGAGCCGUCUCUACGGUCCUGCUCAGGAGACUGGUAAGAACCUCUACGAUGUUCGCAAGAACUGUGACCGUGAGAAGGACGGCCCUCUCUGCUACAAGGACAUGGAGUACAUCGAGACUCUUCUCAACACCCCUAGCAUUAAGAAGAACCUCGGUGUUCCCGAGUCUGUCACCUUCCAGUCGUGCAACAUGAACAUCAACCAGGCCUUCUUGCUCCAGGGUGACUCGAUGCACGACUCGGCUGCUCUCCUUCCCGAGCUCAUCGAGGACAACAUCCGAGUCCUUAUCUACGCCGGUGAGGCUGACUUCAUGUGCAACUACAUGGGUAACCUCGAGUGGAUGCAGAACCUCCAGACCAGCUACCUCGACGACUUCAACAACGGUACUGCCAAGACAUGGAAGGUCAACGGCAAGAAGGCAGGAGAAGUACGCAAAGGUGGUCACGGAGCCGGUAAUGUAGCCUUCGUGAGGGUCGCGGAAGCUGGCCACAUGGUCCCCUACGAUCAGCCAGAGGCUGCUUCCGACAUGAUCAACCGAUGGCUCGCAAACAAGCCUCUUGCUUGA
Molecule: messenger RNA, 1770 nt
Organism: Ustilago hordei
Lineage: Eukaryota; Fungi; Basidiomycota; Ustilaginomycetes; Ustilaginales; Ustilaginaceae
Exons: 1
Coding region: 1-1770 (589 amino acids)
Biological process (GO): proteolysis
Cellular component (GO): fungal-type vacuole
Molecular function (GO): serine-type carboxypeptidase activity
Source: RefSeq, a predicted model, not a curated record